Fusarium venenatum is the source of this 1728-nucleotide messenger RNA. RefSeq names its product XPG domain containing-domain-containing protein. The record is from RefSeq and is a predicted model, not a curated record. NCBI's taxonomy places the organism in Eukaryota, Fungi, Ascomycota, Sordariomycetes, Hypocreales, Nectriaceae.
AUGGGGAUUCCUCGUCUUAUAUCUACCCUAGAGCCCUAUGUCGUUCACGGAGUUCUCGACAAUGAAAGUGUGGUCAUUGAUGGUCCUGCACUAGCCUAUCAUGUUCUUUACAUUUGCAACAGGCAUGAAAUUCCUCAGCCGUCGUACAAAGUCCUUGGUGAUACUACCAUAGCAUGGCUGGACGCGCUCAUCGAACGUGGUGUCAAUGUCGACGCCAUAUACUUCGAUGGAUAUCUCCCACCAGACAAAGAACCAGUUCGUAUGCACAGAAUGGUUAAAAGCCUUGAUCAGUUAAAGAGAAUUCAUUCUACUGAAACCGGCGGCUACUUCCCAGCGUAUUUCUCAACCCCUGAUGAAACCUUGCCCACUCUCUUCUCUGCCGCAAGACCACCAGUAGGAAAACCGACGAUACCACCCAGCUUUCAUGUCCCUGCUAUAAUCGAUGCUUUGAAACUCUCACCACGCUAUGCAAAGCUUGUGCAUCUCGUCCCAGGGGAGGCUGACGCAUACUGUGCACAACAUCUCUCACAGUCGGGUGGCACAGUCCUGACCUCCGAUUCGGAUUUAAUCGCUCAUGAGUUGGGAAAGGGAAGCGUCGUUUUCCUCCGAGAUAUUUAUCUGGAUGAGAAUUCUCAUCUCGCAUGCGCGAGGUUUAAUCCUACACAUAUAUCUGAGAAACUCAAGCUUGCUUCCUCUGCAGAAAUUUGUCGAUUUGCAUAUGAACGAAAGUGUUCUCCACAUUCGACUCUGCCGCAGCUCUUACAGGAUUGCAUAAAGCCAGUUGCUGAUAAAACUGGAUAUACUGAGUUCUGUCGCGAGUAUCUAGACCAUGUCGUUGCUCCCAUGCCUAUCUCUGCUCAUGGGACUCCGAUACCGAUUGACAAUCUGGACCCAAGGAUAUCCGAGAUGGUGCUACAACUGGCACAAAAAGAUGAUCAGAUGAAAGAAGUCUCUGAGCCUAAGAUCUUCCUCCCAAUCUUGUUGGAAAACACACAAAGGGGAAGUGCCUGGGAGCAGAGCACACCAAUCCGACAGCUGGCAUACACAAUCGCUCGUUGGCUCAUUCCCGGACCAUCCUCAGCCGUGCAGGAGUAUCGCCGUGUCAACACCACGGUGCAAAAAGGACGACAAGCUAUUAUGCUAUCCGAAGGAGAGGCAAGAACCUGCGCGGAGAGACUUACGAGGCUAAUGGCCACGAUCAAACUACGGACUCGGAAUGAUACAAAUCUGGCAUGGCAUGUAAUUUGUUUGGCCCAGGAUAUCCGAUAUUGUCACGAAGAGGGCAAACAGUCACACACACUGCAGACACUAGAGACGAACUCACAGAAGCCGCUGCUCAAACGGGUUUCUUGGGAUACCAUUCACUUCACGGCGCACCUACAAGCGGCCUAUUACUCAUUCCGGCUUUUAAAACAAGUUUUAUCGCUUGGACAACCCAAAAAGGUUUUGCCAGAGUUAUGGGAUAUGAUAUCGUCACUACCACCUCUAGCGGAAUGCCCUGAUAUCAACAGUACGCUUGAAUUGUUACAAAAUAGCAAUGAGACACGAAUUUAUGAAGCAAUUGCCAAAGCUGUGCCGUUGCCCAAUGUCAAUGUGGGCGAAAAGCCGAAACGGACAGCGAAGAAUAAAAAGGGAAGGAUUACCAAGGAGAACUCGCCCAAAACGAAAGCAAGAGUCACAAAGUCUGGAACAAGGAAUAUGUUUGAUCUUUUGUCUCAUGAUAGUUGA